Messenger RNA from Saccharomyces eubayanus, 1596 nucleotides. It is a transcript of the gene ASM4, whose product is annotated as FG-nucleoporin ASM4. The coding region runs from base 1 to 1596 and encodes 531 amino acids. Gene Ontology annotation, cellular component: nuclear pore central transport channel; nuclear pore nuclear basket; nuclear membrane. Gene Ontology annotation, molecular function: phospholipid binding; single-stranded DNA binding; structural constituent of nuclear pore. NCBI's taxonomy places the organism in Eukaryota, Fungi, Ascomycota, Saccharomycetes, Saccharomycetales, Saccharomycetaceae. The record is from RefSeq and is a predicted model, not a curated record. Gene Ontology annotation, biological process: nuclear pore organization; NLS-bearing protein import into nucleus; regulation of DNA-templated transcription. The transcript has a single exon.
AUGUUCGGAGUACAUUCUAGCAGCAAUAACGGUGGGUUUACAAACCUCACAUCGCAGCAACCACAAACGAACCAGAUUUUUCAACCACAGCCACAAUCACAGCAACCACAGCAACAGCUGCAACAACGCUCGCAGGUCAAUGCAUCUCUCGGCCCUGGCCCUUCGCAGUUUGGCACGUCAUUUAACAAUAAUAACAUAAACAUUAACAACAAUAGUAGUAGCAUUAGUAAUAAUAGCAUUAACAAUAAUAACAAUAUAAACAACAGCAGCAGUAGUAUAAGCCAACAGAGCCAGGGAAAUAACCCUAGUUGGGUUAAUAAUCCGAAAAAGAGAUCUACUCCUCACACGGUGAUGAGGAGGAAAACAACAAAGCAAAACUCUUCAUCUGAUAUUAACCAGAAGGAUGAUUCGUCACCCAUAAACAUCACAAUGAGGAGUUUUAGCAAGCAGAACCAGGACUCCAAACAAAAUGACAGUAACAAAUCAGGAGCAAAUAAUGAUCUGAAUUCUUUUUUGUCGAGUUUUAACGACACUCCACCCACCGUCACUCUACAAGACUGGCAACGGGAAGAUGAGUUUGGUUCUAUUCCAUCUUUGACAACGCAAUUCGUCUCUAAUAAAUGCCCAACCAAAAAAUUGAAAAAUCCAUCUUAUGACUCCAAGAAUACUCCGAAUGUCUUUGAUAAAGAUUCAUACGUCAGAAUAGCAAACAUUGAAAACAACGAUUUGGAUAAUAACAACGCCAUCACCGAUACUAGCAAUGGCGGUGCUCAUGAAACUUUAGCAUGCAACUCCUUUAAGCCUUCAAACCUAAGCGCAAUUAUCGUAUUUGGCUACCCCGAAUCGAUUUCUAAUCAAGUGAUCAAGCACUUUUCCCAUUUUGGACAUAUCAUGGAAGAUUAUCAGAUAUUAAGGUUAAGUCGUGGAAUCAGCCCCAGCUCAUUCAGAGUAUUUCACAACGACGAUACGGCUAACGAUCAUACCGAUUCUUCUGCCAAUAAAGCCAUCAGUCUGAAAAAUAGGGAUAAUGAAUCAACUAAUAGAAAAUAUCCAAUAUUUACUGGGGAAGGUUGGGUCAAAUUGACCUACAACUGUCCAUCUUCUGCAUUGAGGGCACUACAAGAAAACGGAAGCAUCUAUCACGGUGCCUUAAUUGGUUGUAUCCCGUAUUCCAAAAAUGCAGUAGAACAGCUGGCUGGUUGCAGAAUUGAUAAUAUCGAUGAUAUUGGCGAAUUUAACGUCUCAACGUAUCAAAACUCCUCUACAUCAUCCACCUCAAAUACACCAUCCCCACCAAACGUAUUAUUAACUAACGAUGCUUUUCUAAAUAAGGGAACCAUCACUCCUGCAAUCGAUGUUGGUAAUGGAACACACUUGUCGAAUCCAAAUAUGACCCAUUCUCCGAAUAAGCGAUUAAAUGUUAAAGAUGGCAAGUCGCUCUUCAUUCAAAACACGAGUACAAAUACAAACGCCCCAACACUUUUACAAAGUCUAGAAUCGAAAAUGCGUCAACAGGAGGAGAAAUAUAAAAAUAAUGAACCCGCUGGACUCAUACAUAAACUAAAUAAUUGGUUAUUUGGCUGGAACGAUCUAUAA